CCAUGCUUCUUUAUAAUGUGUCUGGCCGCCGCCGCGCCGGCGUGGGUAGGCCACCCGCUCAUAGGCGCUGUGUUUCCACCGUUUUGGCAGGCGACGCCGGCGUGCCUGCUGCUGCUGCUGCUGCUCGCCGAGGCCAAGCCGCAGCACCGCGAGGAGAACGCCGUCCUCCAGCCCGGCGUGGCCGUCCUCGCGGCGCGCACCUCGCCGCAGGUCGCCGUCCAGGACAUGAUGAUGCAGGCCAUCAAGUGCUGCCCCGUGGACGAGCAGCGCGGCAUGCGGCGCGUCUUCCUGUCCAACCGCAACGUCACCUGCAACGACGGCUCGCCCGCCGGCUUUUACAUCAGGCGGUCGCACGGCAGUAGAAAGUGGAUCAUCUUCCUCGAAGGCGGCUGGUACUGCUACGACACGUGGAGCUGCCACCACCGCUGGCUCCGGCUGCGCCACCUCAUGACGUCGGCCCAGUGGCCGGACGUCCGCCAUGUCGGAGGCAUCUUGUCGCAGACUCCCGAGGAGAACCCCUACGCGUGGAACGCCAACCACGUCCUCGUGCCAUACUGCUCGAGCGACUCCUGGAGUGGCGCCACGCCGCCCGGCCCGGCCCCGGACCCCUCGUCGGCCACCUUCAGCUUCAUGGGGUCCCUGAUCGUGCAGGAGGUGGUGCGCGACCUCGCCGCCAUGGGCCUGCACAACGACUCCCACAUCCUGCUCGCGGGGACGAGCGCGGGCGGCACGGGCGUGAUGCUGAACGUGGACGCGGUGCAGGACCUCGUCCGCGGCCCGCUGGGCAUGCCGCACGUCUGCGUGCGCGGCCUGGUGGACUCCGGCUGGUUCCUGGACAGGGCGCCCUUCUCCCCCGACGGCCCCUACGGCCCCAACCGGCCCAACGCCCUGUCCGCGUCGGACGCCGUCCGGCAGGGCAUGUCGCUGUGGAGGGCCAGGAUGCCGUCGGCCUGCGCCGCGCACCACCGCGCCGAGCCCUGGCGCUGCUACUUCGGCUACCGGCUCUACCCCACGAUCCGAGCGCCGCUCUUCAUCUUCCAGUGGCUGUUCGACGAGGCCCAGAUGACCGCCGACAACGUGGGCGCGCCCGUCACCAAGCAGCAGUGGGACUUCAUCCACAAGAUGGGGGACAACUUCCGCACCACCUUUAAGAACGUCUCCGCCGUGUUCGCGCCGUCCUGCAUCGCGCACACUGUGCUCACCAAGCGGGACUGGGCCUCGGUGCGGAUCGACCGCGUGUCGCUGCCCAGCGCGCUGCGCUGCUGGGAGAGCCGCCACCUCGGCCCGCAUCUGCAGCAUCUGCCGCCGUCGUCCAUGGUGUCGGACUCUCCCGUCGGCGAGAAGCCCCCCGAGGAGAAGCACAAGCGGAAGAAGGGGAGCACCCGCAAGCAGCGGAAGGGGCAAGGCGAAGGCCGCGCCCGGUCCGCCCGGUCCGCUCGGAGUGGCUGCCCCACGCGACACGUCGAGAUGUGCUCUUGGCCGCAGUGCAACCACUCCUGCCCCAAACUGCACAACCCGUUCACAGGCGAGGAGAUGGACUUCAUCGAGCUGCUCAAGUCGUUCGGGCUGGACAUGAUGAGCGUGGCCAACGCGCUGGGCAUCGACAUCCAGACCCUCAACAACAUGGACCACGAGGAGCUGCUCAAUCUGUUGACGCAGCAGGCCAAUUGCCGGCCCAGACCGGCUCGCGUUCUGCUCGCGUUCUGCCCGCGUCCUCGGACUCGUCCCGGCAGUGCCGUCGUGGAGCCUGGGGUGCGCGGUGACCGUCCCAGCCCGCCGCCCGCGCCACCAAACCGCGGACUCGUCCGCGGCUCGAGAACCAUGACUGCCCGGUGGACUCUGUCGCUGCUGCUCGGCGCCGUGCUGUUCGUGCACCUUGAGGGCCAGCCCAUGCCGUCCUCCGGCUCCAAGCCCGUAAGCCCCGGCUCCAGCGCCUCCAGCGCCGACAGCAGCUCCGACGAGGUGGACCGGUACCCGGGCGAGGUGCUGGGCUGGAAGAACACGCUGAUGGCGACCCGGGACGACGCCGACGACAACCGCUGCUUCGCGCUGCUCUACAUGACCGUGUCGCCGCUGCUGGAGCCCGAGGUGCCGCCGCGCCUCACGGACGUGGCCUGGGACUACAGCCACUGCAACGCCACGCCGCGCCGCGUCGUCCUGUACGAGCGGCAGUGGGACGAGCGGGACGCGGCCUCGGUGGAGGAGAUCGUGGCAGUGUGGAGCGCGGAGAUCCUGGAGCCCAAGGGCAGGAUCCGCAGCAACUACUCCGCGCCGCGCGGCCCGGUGCCCUACUACUGGCAGAGGAACUACACGGGCGACCACCACCCCGACGGCGACUUCUGCCUGCCCUUCCGCGCCGCCCUGCUGGACGAGAAGGCCAGGAUCAUCAACACGCAGUGCAUCAGGAUGAGGCCCACGUGGAUGAAGCAGCUCGUCGACAAGACAAACUCCGAGCUGUCCAUCCACGAGAUGCUGCUGCCCGGCACGCACAACUCGUUCUGCUACUCCAGGGACAGGGACUCGGAGAGCUCCUCGUACCUGCUGACGCAGGACCUGGACGUCUGGGACCAGCUGCUGCUCGGCGUCCGGUACUUCGACAUCCGCGUCGGCUACUACCCCCAGGACAUGGGCGACCAGCAGAACGAGGACCACCCGGACCACGGCGAAAAGUUCUGGGUGAACCACGGCAUCAUCCGCGUGCAGCCGCUGGUGCCCCUGCUCAGGGAGCUGCGGCGCUUCCUCACGGACUUCGCCAAGCACGAGAUGGUGGUGCUGGACUUCCACCGCUUCCCCGUGGGCUUCGGCGCGUCCUCGGGCGAGUACGACGACCCUCACCCCCAGCUCAUCGAGAUCAUCAAGCAGGAGCUGGGCGACAUCCUCGUCACCAACGACAGGCCCGUCACCAUGCCCUCCGUCAAGGACACCGUCGCCAAGGGCAAGAAGGUCUUGGUGGCGUACCACGACAAGAAGUGGCAAUCCAGAGAGAUCAACACGCUCUGGCAGCCGAUCCCCCAGCAGUGGGGCAACCAGCAGAGCCCCAAGGGCUUGAUGAAGUACCUGGACAAGGCCAUCCACCUCGUGUACCAGAAGCACUACGAGGUGUGGGCCCUGAUGGCCGAGAUGACGCCCACCGUGGUGGACGUCCUGAUGCAGCGCUCCAACCUCCGCGUCAUGGCCGACCUGGUCAACUACAACGUGACGGAGCGGGCCCGGCGGGGGUACUGGUACCGCAACGCCAACGUCAUCGCGCCCGACUUCAUCGAGGGCACGGACCUGGUGAGGGUCGCCGUCGAGUCCUGCCGGUUCCGCACCAACAUCAAGAAGAUCGACAGGCUGCCCGUCAGCGCCCUGGAGGAGGUGCGCGACAACCUGGACAACGAGAAGUACGCCCUGCCGGCGCCCUGGGGCGUCACGUACCCCAUCCCGGCCCCAGCGUCACAACACUUAAAAAGAACUACCGCGGCGGCGGCGGCGUGAGCGUCUGGAUUGUACCUGUGAACCUCUUCGAUGGGAAAGGACGGACGGAAUGAAUGACAGAACGACUGAGAAAUUUCCUGUGGCAAGUAACAGUUUAAUUUUUCCAUCUUUAUAUUGGACAAAAAACAAAACAUGUAGUAGCUGCAGCGUUUAUACACAGUAGGUAAUCAUAACUUAGUAGAAGUAAGUAGAACUGCACUUCAGAAUGUUUCUCAUGGCUCCUAGAGCAGCCAGCCGCGAUGCAGCAAGUGUUCAACUAUUUUUACAGGAAAAAGUGAAAACAUAUAACAGGGUAACAAAAUGUUAACAGCAGGACACUUGUUUUUCUCGGCGUGGUUGCCGAAAUUGUUACAUGCGAAACAUUCUGGCUACAGUGUAGAUUUAUUUUUACUCAUUCUCAUGAGUGACAGUACUUCAGACACAAAAUUUGAGGCUAUAAAUAGCCUGCAAGGAUUCCAAAAGGUGCCGCAAAAGGAAGGAAUUAACUGUGAUAACAAAAAAAAAAUAAACAAUAUUUUUUCUUAA
Thrips palmi is the source of this 4002-nucleotide messenger RNA. RefSeq lists its product as uncharacterized. The record is from RefSeq and is a predicted model, not a curated record. Lineage: Eukaryota; Metazoa; Arthropoda; Insecta; Thysanoptera; Thripidae. The coding region runs from base 16 to 3477 and encodes 1153 amino acids. Gene Ontology annotation, molecular function: phosphoric diester hydrolase activity. Gene Ontology annotation, biological process: lipid metabolic process. The transcript is spliced from 18 exons.